Prorocentrum cordatum is the source of this 525-nucleotide messenger RNA. Lineage: Eukaryota; Dinophyceae; Prorocentrales; Prorocentraceae. The record is from the annotation of a GenBank genome assembly.
GCGCCGGCCGGCUUCGUCCAGACGGGGGCCUUGACGGGCCUGUGGCGGGGCCUGACGCCCGUGCUGCUCAGGUCGGUUCCCUGCAGCGCGAUCUUCUUCGUCACGUACGAGCAGGUGCACCAUGGCUUGGAUCACACGCAUCCGGCCGGCGCCUGGCCGUCGUUGUGGAAGGACGCCCUCGCUGGAGGCGUGGCCAACGUGGCGCAGUGCUCCGUGCGGGUGCCCUGCGAGGUGUUGAAGCAGGAGAUGCAGGCCCGCGGGUGCCGCCACGGAGGCCAGGCGGUCUCCCUCGCGGAGACGGCCCGAAGAGUAGGCCUCGGCGGGCCGCGGGGGUUCUUCGUCGGCGCGGGCGCCACCGUCAGCCGCGAGCUGGCCUUCGCCGUGGUGCAGAUGCCGGUCUUCGAGGAGCUGAAGCGGCUGCACCCCUGGCGCGAGGACGGCGGCGUGGGGAGGCAGGGCCUCGUCGGCGCCGUCUGCGGCGGCCUCGCGGGUGGGCUCGCCGGCGCCCUCACCACGCCCCUCGAU